UCGCUGUCACGGCUGCAGCUGCCUCGUCAGCCGAGCCCUCCACACUGCACAUCCCGGCCGGCGGCUGCCGGGAGGGGAGGAGCGUGGCGCUUCCCUUCGCGCCGGCUUGGUCGCUCCCCGAGCAGGCUGUGGAAAGAUCUCAGCUUGUCCGGGUUCCGGUGCUAGGCCUGCAGGGGAGAGCGGGUCCGAAGGCCUGUCUGAGAGAAGUGCAUCAGUGAAACUGUCAGCGAUUCAGCCUCCUGCCAGCGCAGAAGCAGCCAGUGCCUGUGCCGGCAUCCCUGAGAUGGUAGCUGGAGAAGAAUGAUCUUCCCAAAAGCACCAGGAAAGGAAUGUCAGAGGCCGAUGUUUCUUUGCACUUAACGCUGGUGUGCCUGUAAAACCAAGGUACAUGCUUCAGCUCUAAUGAAAACCCUUGAUCUGCACAGAAGCUGCAUUUAUCAGUCCUCUUGUUCCUCAACUGGGUGUUUCAUGUGGAAAGUCUUGAUACCAGAUUUUCUUCUGAGACUCUACCUGGAUAUGAGGUACUGACGGGAAAAAGAGCAUCUCACUUGGCUGCUCACCUUGCCCAUUUGACUGUAAAUAAUGGAGACCAAGGAAGAGAAGAAGGAACGGCGACAAGGCUAUUUUGCUCGUUUGAAAAAGAAAAGGCAAGUCAAACAAACCACCGAGACUGUCUCUGCCAAUUCCCCUGGAUCUGCUGUUUCCAAAACUCCUUCUGAGAAAGAUGAUGAAAGUAAAGUUAUUUUGGAGCAAAUCAGUUCCUCUGAAGACAACUGUAAAUUUCCUGGGGAAAAGGAAACUGCUCCAGACAAGGAAAAAAAAAAGAAAAAGUACAAUCAACUGAAAGACAUCAGACGCACAGAACUUAAAAGAUACUAUAGUACUGAUGGCAAUCAAAACAAAACCAAUGAAAAGAAAGAGAAGAAAAUGGUUUCUCAGAAACCCCAUGGUACCAUAGAAUAUACAGCUGGAAAUCAGGACACCAUAAACAGUAUAGCAUUAAAGUUCAACGUCACCCCAAACAAGCUUGUGGAGCUCAAUAAGCUUUUCACACAGACAAUUGUGCCAGGCCAGAUUCUCUUUGUGCCAGAAACAAAUGCCGGGAGGCUGUCUUCUAGUCCUGGUGCUCCUGUUUCUCCUUCAUCAUCAGAUGCUGAAUAUGAUAAACUCCCUGAUGCUGAUUUAGCAAGAAAGGCUUUCAAACCAGUGGAGAGAGUCCUGUCCUCUACUUCAGAAGAGGAUGAGCCUGUGGUUGUCAAAUUUUUAAAAAUGAAUUGUCGUUACUUCACAGAUGGUAAGGGCGUCGUUGGAGGAGUCAUGAUAGUAACUCCAAACAAUAUCAUGUUUGACCCACAUAAGUCUGAUCCUCUGGUAAUUGAGAAUGGCUGUGAAGAAUAUGGGCUCAUCUGCCCCAUGGAGGAGGUUGUCUCGAUAGCGCUCUACAAUGACAUCUCUCACAUGAAGAUUAAAGAUGCAUUGCCAUCUGACAUACCAAAGGAUCUUUGUCCUCUGUACAGGCCAGGAGAAUGGGAAGACCUGUCCUCUGAGAAAGAUAUCAAUCCUUUCAGCAAAUUCAAAUCCCUUAGCAAGGAAAAGAGGCAGCAGAAUGGGGAUGCAUCUGUUGCUCCGGGUGCCAAACAGAUAAAGCCUUCAGAUAAGGAAAAGUCUUCUGAUUUUGAAGUUCUUCAGUCAUCAGAGAGUACAGGCUCAAUCAAAUCAAAGUCUCUGGAGUUUCCCAACAACAUCACUGCCACUGAACAUUUGGAAAAGUUUGAUGCGGAUUCAUGUACCAAGGACCCUUCCAGGGAAAAAAAUGCUUCAGAUACCAAAGAAAAAUCCCCUCUAGGAGGAGAGGAUGACUUAAUUGAGCUGGAAAAGACAUCAUCUCAUAUGGAUAGAGGGUUGGACAGGAAAAUCUCAGUCAUGGAAGGCUUGCUGGCUGACCCCAGGGACUUGAGAACUAAGCAGCAGGUAACCAAACCUACUACAGAAGUCCAGGAGCACUUGACAGUUGAUUCCUUGGAAAAAAAGGACAGUGUUGAACCUAAAGCUGACUUAGACUUAGAGCUGUGUGAAAAGCAAGAUGUUAUUCCAGAAGUAAACAAAUGUGUCAGUUCCCCGACAGGUAAGGUGGAGACUGAAUUGGACACUAAGAAAGAGCUAGAGAAAGAUAAACUUAUUGAAUUUUACCUCAAUAAAGAUGGAAAUGGGUCUCAGUCAUCUGAAGACUUACACAAGGCUGAAAUCCAGAAAGGUGAAAACAAUAAAGCAAUUGGCAUAGACCUUACGCUUAGCUGUUCAAAGUCCCAAGCUAAUGAAGUCCAUACAGUUAAAAGUAUGGAGCUUGAUUCCUGCUGUGUUGAAAGGAAAGCACCUUCAUUAGAAAUCAGCUCAGCAGCUGCAGAGGAAAAGGAUCUGAAAGAGUCUGUGGACUCUUCAUUAGUACCAGCUAUAGACAAGACCUGUCAAGAAACACAGUUAGACAAUCAAUCAGAAAUCAGACUGUGGCUGCUGCAGAAAAUUCAAGUGCCAAUUGAAGAUAUGCUUCCUUCAAAAGAGGAGAAGAGCAAGACUCCUCCAAUGUUUCUGUGCAUUAAAGUAGGCAAGCCCAUGAGAAAGUCCUUUGUGUCUCAGAGCACGACCAUGUCUCAACAAUACAGUAAAAAGAUAAAGCAACCAGAGUACUGGUUUGCUGUUCCUCGGGAAAGGGUGGAUCACUUGUACACAUUUUUUGUUCAGUGGUCACCAGAAAUAUAUGGGAAAGAUGCCAAAGAGCAAGGUUUUGUUGUGGUAGAAAAGGAGGAGCUUGACAUGAUUGACAACUUCUUUAGUGAGCCCACUACUAAAAGCUGGGAGAUCAUAACUGUAGAAGAAGCUAAACGACGCAAGAGCGUUUGCAGUUACUAUGAAGAAGAAGAUGAUGAUGAUACUUUGCCUAUCUUAAAGCAUCACAGUUCUCUCCUGGAGAACAUGCACAUAGAGCAGCUUGCCCGGCGCUUGCCCGCACGGGUGCAGGGCUAUCCGUGGCGCCUGGCAUACAGCACGCUGGAGCACGGCACCAGCCUGAAGACUCUGUACCGCAAGUCGGCUUCUCUCGACAGUCCCGUUCUCCUUGUCAUCAAGGAUAUGGACAACCAGAUAUUUGGAGCGUAUGCUACACAUCCCUUCAGGUUUAGUGACCAUUACUAUGGCACUGGUGAAACAUUCCUCUAUACAUUCAGUCCACAUUUCAAGGUAUUCAAAUGGAGUGGAGAGAACACCUACUUCAUCAAUGGAGACACUACCUCUCUGGAGCUUGGAGGUGGAGGUGGCCGGUUUGGUUUAUGGUUAGAUGCAGAUUUGUAUCAUGGGCGAAGCAACUCCUGCAGCACCUUCAAUAAUGACAUCUUAACUAAGAAAGAAGAUUUCAUAAUACAAGAUGUAGAAGUAUGGACAUUUGAGUGAAACACUGGCUGCCUUAAGGACUGGAUCCAUUAGGCACUUAAAAGCUACCCAGAAGGUGCAGGCUGCCUCACCACAUUACACGCUUUUUCCUCAAGUUUGUACCAGAGCAUGACUACGCAAAAAAACCAAACAACCAACCCAAGAAAAAAAGAAUUGGUUUUGAGAGGCAGUAAGACCAGUAAGAGAUCACUCUGAAGUGUUUUUUACUUCCUCUUCCAGCACUCUUCCAUUGAAGAUACAAUGCUUAUGAAAAUGUUCAUGAUGUAUAAGUUGAAAACUUUUUAUGUAACUGUGAAAAAAAUCCUGUGGAAGAACUAUAACUGUCUAGUACAUUCCAUGUGUAUUUAUGUUCAACAUGCAAAUGCUGACCAAAAAUAAAAGGUUACUUUACCAAAAUCUACAGCAUACUAUUUGUCAUGGAAAAGAAUCAGAAAUAGGUGUACACAGCACUUAAGGGAACAUGUUUUUAAAAUUAUUUUAUUUAUUGUUAUUGUAUAAUAUAUUUUUUUUGUAAAUGUAUUAGCUAUGAGGUUUUUUGUUUAAUGUUUCAAAUCACAUUUUGAUAAAUAAUUACUGUUGAGGUAGGUUUCUUAUGCAUUGGCAUUUAUUCUGAAUCAAUUUAUUUGAUUUCUGAAGUUAAUUUUUAUACUUUUAUUUUGUAAAUGAGAUUUGGUUUUCAUUAUACCCUAAUUAGAGGGUUUGUUUUCCUGGCAGAAACACUUGAGUGCAUAAUUCUGUUUUACUUUCUUUUCCUGAAAUGAGGGAGAAGGUGGAUAGUACCUUUUCUUAACUGUGCUGUCACAUUCCUGUUAAUAGAUUACUAUUUUGGCAGUGUAUGGACACUGGGCAGCUGCCCCCUGGUGUAGACUUUAUCAGUUCUGUUGCAGUCCACAGAAUUGGGAUAGCAUGCUCUGAGCACCUGCCCGAGUAUUAUUUGACUGUUUCCGAAGGACCUUUCUAAGAGAGAACUGUUUUUCUGUAUCACCACCAAGUGAUUCAAAAUAAGCCACCCACUGUGCUUUUAUGAGCAUUUCUCUACAAAUUGAAGAAUUUGUUAAGGCGAAAAUACAACUGAGAUUUAGAGAAGAAAGUUCUUUUCCUAACAGGCUAGGUCACGUUAGUGUAAAACUUGCUUUCCUAAUAAUUACGUAUAUAAUUUCCUUUAAAAAAAAAUACUUCAAGCAGCAGUCUGGUUUAGGAUUUGACAGCAACUAAAUAUUCUUGUUUGUUUUUCAUGAAAUUAUCAGAUACUCCCUCCUGCCACCAAAGCUGAAAAGACUCUAUAUUACAAAAUGAAAAUUUUGGUAAAUGGAGAGAGUGUGAGAGAGGACUGGCAAUCUUCACUGUUUGCUAAUGAAUUCUGCUUUGCCAUUAAGCUGUGGUUUUGUUUACACAGUCUGGGCCUAACCAAUAUUAGGGCGCUGUCCUGCCCUUAGACUUGAAUGUUUCAUUGUCCUGAGAAAGGCAAGUUUUAGAGACAGUAGUGUGCAUUAAACCAGUACAAUCUAAUGUUGGAAUAUUAUUAACUGAGCAAUACAGCUCAAUUUAGUUACUGCUCUUUGCUUUUUGAAUAGAUUAAGUAAUAAUUUAAAAAAGCCAAUUGCUUUUCUUUCAAAAGCAUUUCUAAAUCUUAAUCCUGCACAGAAGUUUCACAGUCUAAAAAAACAAUGCUGUACACAGUAAGCCUGUAACACGCUGCACUUGAGCUUUUCACACUUCCUUUCUUUGUGGUCUACUACAGCCAUAAAUAAAGUUCUUAUUAGUAAUGCUUUAAAAUAUUUUGGAAGUUGAUAACAGCAUAAUGCUUUGAAGAUACCCAGAAUAUCUAACACUCUUUGCUCUUUUAAAUGGUGGCAGAAGACCACUUAGUAGUUAAAAAAACCCAACCAACCAAACACCCAGCAAAAAAUCCCCACAACAAACAAAAUGAAACCAAGUUCAACAUUUUGCAUACAUUUCACUAUUGCUACCUACAACUUACUCCAUUAUAUUAUCCUUGUCAAAGCAUAUCUAAACGCUGUGGUCUAUAUUCAAAACAGUGUUGUUCAAUCAAAAUUCUGUGACCCUUGAAACUAUGAAUAUUGAAUAUAUGUAAUGCAGUGCUAUCACAAUAUUUUCAAUAAAGGAAUUUAUGCAUUCAGAAA
Molecule: messenger RNA, 5588 nt
Organism: Corvus hawaiiensis (hawaiian crow)
Lineage: Eukaryota; Metazoa; Chordata; Aves; Passeriformes; Corvidae
Gene: NCOA7
Product: nuclear receptor coactivator 7
Exons: 18
Coding region: 583-3444 (953 amino acids)
Biological process (GO): regulation of transcription by RNA polymerase II; response to oxidative stress
Cellular component (GO): nucleus
Source: RefSeq, a predicted model, not a curated record